Molecule: messenger RNA, 535 nt
Organism: Maniola jurtina (meadow brown)
Lineage: Eukaryota; Metazoa; Arthropoda; Insecta; Lepidoptera; Nymphalidae
Exons: 1
Coding region: 26-508 (160 amino acids)
Source: RefSeq, a predicted model, not a curated record
CAUUGAAAUUGCUCGCACAUCUUUUAUGAAGAUGAAGAAAGUUCUUUGUGGUCGUCAACUUUCUCUAAAACUCCGUAUCAGACUCCUACAAUGCUACAUUUGGCCCGUAGUUUUAUACGGUUGUGAGGCAUGGACCCUAGUGGAGGACUUGAGGAAAAAGAUCGACGCCUUUGAAAUGUGGACGUAUCGCAGGAUGCUUCACAUAAGCUGGACGGCUAAGGUGUCUAACGCUGAGGUUCUUGCCAGGAUGCAGAAGAAGACCGAGUUAGUUAAAACCAUCAAGCAGCGAAAGAUCUCGUACCUGGGCCAUAUUUUGCGACACGAUAGGUACCGCCUGCUGCAGAUAAUUAUGGUGGGAAAAAUUGCUGGAAAAAGAGUGGUGGGAAGAAGGAAGAAGUCAUGGCUACGUAACAUAAGGGAGUGGACUGGCAUAAAAACAGUAGGAGAACUAUUCCGGCUAGCCAUGGACAAGGAGAAGUUUAAAAAACUGACUGCUGACCUUCAGUAAUGGAGAGGCACAUAAAGAAGAAGAAGA